This is a messenger RNA of Doryrhamphus excisus (bluestripe pipefish), 469 nucleotides long. RefSeq names its product small ribosomal subunit protein eS27. The record is from RefSeq and is a predicted model, not a curated record. Gene Ontology annotation, molecular function: structural constituent of ribosome. Lineage: Eukaryota; Metazoa; Chordata; Actinopteri; Syngnathiformes; Syngnathidae. Gene Ontology annotation, biological process: translation. Gene Ontology annotation, cellular component: ribosome.
CCCCUCGCUUCCGGUAAUGCCUCCUUUUCGGCAGCGGCUAUUUCCUCGCCAACAUGCCACUCGCAAAAGACUUGUUGCACCCAUCCCCGGAGGAGGAGAAGAGGAGGCACAAGAAGAAGCGCCUUGUUCAGAGUCCUAACUCUUACUUUAUGGAUGUUAAAUGUCCAGGAUGCUACAAGAUCACAACAGUGUUCAGCCAUGCACAGACGGUCGUGCUGUGUGUGGGUUGUUCGACUGUCCUGUGUCAGCCCACCGGAGGCAAAGCCCGUCUCACAGAGGGGUGCUCUUUCAGGAGGAAGCAGCACUAAAAUGGUCUCCCCGGAGCUGAAAGGUAGAGGAGGUGAUGGACCGGUCGAUGUCAGCGGUGGAAAAUGGAUGCAAUGACAGACUUGGUCUGUGCUUGAAAGAUCGCUGUAACUCUACCCUCCAUCCUUGUCUCUCUCAAUAAAAUGUUCGUUUGGUUAAACAA